AUGGUGUCCUUAGCGUUGACAGAUAGCCCUGUUGGGUUUGCUGCUUGGUUAUGGGACCUUAAAAAUACCGGUAGUGAUGGAUAUCCUUACAGCUACGAAGAGAUUAUUACGGACACCAUGCUGUCGUGGAUUCAGUCACCAUAUGGGAGUAUUCAAGACUACCACCUGGUCUAUACGGCUGCCCUGUCGUUUCCCAAGUCGGAUAUGCCAACUGGGGUCACUCAAUGGGGGAAUAUUCAUGGGCCGUUUCCAGCCCUUGCCAAAUUCAAUUUAGCUCCAUUGGAUUGGAUUGAACGAACUACACAUGUGGUCUACUUUAAAUGA
This is a messenger RNA of Aspergillus pseudotamarii, 324 nucleotides long. RefSeq lists its product as uncharacterized. Lineage: Eukaryota; Fungi; Ascomycota; Eurotiomycetes; Eurotiales; Aspergillaceae. The transcript has 3 exons. The record is from RefSeq and is a predicted model, not a curated record. Bases 1 to 324 code for a protein of 107 amino acids.